Messenger RNA from Nylanderia fulva, 7290 nucleotides. It is a transcript of the gene larp, whose product is annotated as La related protein. Gene Ontology annotation, cellular component: cytosol; cytoplasmic stress granule. The record is from RefSeq and is a predicted model, not a curated record. Gene Ontology annotation, molecular function: RNA cap binding. Gene Ontology annotation, biological process: mRNA stabilization; positive regulation of translation. NCBI's taxonomy places the organism in Eukaryota, Metazoa, Arthropoda, Insecta, Hymenoptera, Formicidae.
CCGGGUGAGUCGCUCGUGGUCGCUCGCCAGCAUUGGCCACAGCCACAUGUGUUUCACGGCUCUUCUCGCGUACCCGUUCUCCUGCGGAAAGGGCUCUACCGAAAAUGCGCCGUGUUUACGUAAUCCGCGGUAACGCGAUGCCACGCCGGUACUGGUAGACGCGCGAGGAUCCCAGGGUGAGCCGAGUGUUCGCGAUCAGGUGGGAAUUACGUCGCGUACACGCAACCUAAACGUGCUGGUCGGCGCCGAGAGACGGAAGACCGGACCGGAGACACCGAGGACCCCCGGGUUUGUUCUCUCUCUCGCGAGAGAGAGUGUCGCGUCCGUUUAUCGUCGACGAAUAAUCGCGCGCGUACUCCGAGAAUCUCGCGUAUUCGCCGAACUCCGAGUUCGGGAGGAGAGACGAUACGCGAGUGCCGGGGAGGCUGCGUCUCGCGAAAUCAGUCGAGUCAGCGCGAGAGUUGGCCCAAUCCGUCGAGUACGACGAAUCUCGUCAACGUUUCCACGAGGUAUCGCGAAACGUCGAGAUCGCGACGAGUUCGAGUCCCGCAUCUGCUUUGUUCGAGAGUCGACCGCGUGGACCACGCGCGUCCCUUCGAAGAAAGAAAGAAAGAAAGGGAGAGGGAGAAAGAGAGAGAGAGAGAGCGAGAGAGAGAGAGAGACUGCGUCGGUGACGUCAGAGCUGUCAAAGCGGACAUUGACGUCGCGUUCUCCUCCUGGAGAGCACCCGCGCCGUGCGUGACCGAGUUCCUUUAGCAUGGAGAAGGGUAUGUAAAGUCCGAGGACGCGUGCGAGGUUAGUUUGGUCGUCGCGCGUGAGUACGCGAGUCAUCGUCGACCUUGAGGGGCGAGAAGGCGGCGCGCUUCUUCGGCUACCGCGAGAGCGACGUCUCUACGGCGGCUCGAAGAGAGAGGGCGAUUCCUAGGAGUCUAGGUUGAACGCGCACGGAAGACCUCGUGCACGUAAAACCUCGUGUUUUUGUACCUCGGCAGCGGCGCAAGUACGCCGCAAGAUGGCGGCCAAGCUAGCCAGUAACCAAGGUGGCGCUCGCAGCAACGGCGAGCGCCAGGAGGCGGGGCCCUGUCAGUCCUACGCCAGUGUGUUAAAUCCGAAGAGUGCCUCGCAGACUCGGCCGAGUUCCUUCAAGAGCAACAAUAAGGAGAACAUCGGCGAGCAGGUGACAGUUGCGCAGCAGCAGCAAUCCCAGCAACAGCAGACGCAGCAACAUCAGCAGCAGCAGCAACCGGGAACGACGAUGGUCGAGAGAUUAAUGCCGAGCAUGAUCAAGGACAAGUCGUGCCAGAGGAUGGUGCCCGGCCGGUGUCAGGCGACGCGGACGAUUCAGCCGGCCUCUGACGGGGACAGUGACAGUUCGUUCAAAACGUCAGAGCAUUUCGGCGCCGCGCGUCGUCAGGACGACGCUCGUGGAAGCGACGUCGCUGAUCAUCAGUUGAACAACGGCGACCUCGCCAAUGACGGCGAGUUUCGCACGGUCGCCAACAAAGGCGCCCGCCGCAAGGAGAAGCUGCGCGAGCAGCACCGGGAACCGCACCGGGAGCGUCACCGGCUACGCGAGCAUAACAACCGCCAUCAGCAGCAGCAGCAACCACGUGGUCCCAUUGGCGUAGGGGGCGGGGGCGUCGUCAGACGCGGCGGCAGUGACGAAAGGUCUUCGCACAGAGAGCGCGCCGAGCGCAACAAUGGCGUCGCGGACCCGAAGGAACCUCAUCAGGUUCAUCAUCAUCAUCAUUAUCAUCAUCACCACCAUCACAGGGACGAGCAGAACGUCGAGGUGGAGACCCAGCAGACGCCUUCGCUGCCUCCGCCGCAGGUCAAGUACGUCGAGGCUCCUCUGCCUGCGGUGAACCCCUGGACCAAGAACAGAGCCGCGUCGUCGUCCUCGACGUCGCGCGCCUCCGCGAAUCUGCCAGCGUCCGACCCGUCACCGAACGUCGUCCCCGUGCCCACGACGUCGUCGUCCACGUGCACCGAGAGACAGAAUGAGAGAGAGCGAAGGGUCUUGCAGCCGCACCAGGACACGAUCGAAAAUGGUGUCGGAGAUAGUGCUCAACCCACAAUUGUCAGAGCUUCUAGAGAUAGAAGAAGAUUUAAUCAAAACGCAAGUGAUUUUACGAAUAUUGGAGACUGGCCCACCUUAGGACCGCAAGGAGAGAGAAAAGCAGCCAUAAGCAAUCACUCUCCUUCGAAGCAAAAUGGUGUGGCCAACGAUGAAUCCAGUACUUUUAAAGCAAAUAACAUUGUAGAAAGUAAAGGCAAAGAGAAUAAGGAGCAGAAUCAUUGCCAAGAUGAUAGCGAUGAGCAUACGGAUAAUGGCGAAAAGAAAAAGAAAGCGAAUAAACAAAAAUGGGUUCCACUGGAGAUAGACCUAGCACAAAAUCGUGGGACUAUGCGAUCGCCGAGAUUUCAGAAUCACAGAGAAAGAAACGGCGAAGCAAAUGAUGGGGAGUCCUGGCGCGAAAGAGAUUACGAUAGAUCAUCGGGAUAUAAUCAACGAGGUCGUGGUGGAAGAAGUUAUAGAGGUAGAGGACGAGGCGGGCGUGGCCGUAUUGGUUUUAGACACCGACAGGAUCACGAAUAUACUAAUUAUGCUACAACGGACUAUAUACAGACACAUAAAUAUGAACAUUCAGACGGGUAUAUGAAUAUACCUUAUAUGGGGACUUGUUAUUUUAAUAAUGCCAAUUACGUGGAUGUCUCUACUCUAAAAGAAUGUAUAAGACAACAAAUAGAGUACUAUUUCUGUGAAGAAAAUCUUGUGAAGGACUUCUUUCUUCGUCGUAAAAUGAAUGCUGAAGGAUUUUUGCCUCUCACUUUGAUUGCAUCUUUUCAACGUGUACAAAAUUUAACAGUGGAUAUAGAUUUGGUGAUAACUGCAGUUAUGGAAUCUGAUAAAUUGGAAGUGGUAGAGUUUGAAGAUGGAUACAAGAUUAGGACAAAGCUAGAUCCUUUAAAAUGGCCUAUCUCAGAUAUAGCCAGCAAUGUGGUCAUCUCGAAUCUUUCCGAAGAAGAAUCCAUCGCAUCUCAAAACGAAGUAAUACAACCUACCUCUGAAACUACAUUUUGUCCUGUUGCAAAGCCUUUACUCGCGAUACCUAUUCCCGCAGUUCCUCGUAUUUUUGAAUCCUACUAUUCCGUUCCAAUUGCAAAUGAGAUUCUAAAUCCUGAUGUACCAGAGUUUGUACCAAUGGACUUGACGGAAAGUACUAAUGGAUUUGCUAUCGAUGAAAACGACGAAACAAAGAACGAAAUUCAAUUUGAAAAGAUAAAAGAAGAAAUUUAUGAAUUGACAAAUAGUAGAACAGUACCUCACUUUCCUUUAAAUAAUUCUAUUAUAAUGGACUAUUCAUUGUCAGCUGUGGGAGAUUCUUCUACUUUAGACAGUUUGCCAGAACGAAUGAACGGAGAAUCAGAUACGUCAAGCGACAAUGCUUGGAAAGAGGUAAAACGAAGAGUUAAAGCACAUAAAGAUAGAUCUGAAGAGAAAGAGAAAUUUGAAAAUGCCAGAAGCAAAACACGAGAAGAAUUAAAUUUCCAAUUUGACGAGGAACUUGAUUCACCACCUCCGACUGGUCGACAUAAUGCCUUUUCGGAAUGGUCCGAAGAUGAUGAGGAAUUAUCAGAUACAGAUGUUAAUAAAAUUAUUAUAUUUACACAAAUGAAUCCUCCAUCAUCUAGAAUCCCAAAGCACGAAGGUCACGAUAGAACAGGAGAUUGGAAUACAAGAGCUAGACUGACUCAAGAAUUGGAGCAGUUUAUUAACGAUGGAUUAUAUUAUUACGAGGAAGAAAUAUGGAGGCAAAAUAAUCAAAGGUAUGGUUCAUCUUUGUCCAUUGGAAGCUAUAAAACGAUUAAUGUGAUUAGUCAAGAAGAUUUCGAAAAGAUGACACCAAAAGUUCCAAAAAAAGCGAAUCCGGAAGUUCCACCGCCACCUCCUUCUUGUAUAGAAGACUUAGAAAUUCCGCAAUCAGAUUCUUCAUUACAGGUUUCAAGUAUAAAUACGGAAAAAAAAGAUAAUAGAUCGGACAAGAGUCAUUGGAAUGAAAACCCACAGACGAGAGAAGGACGAAGAGCCGCCGCAUCUCGUUUCUUCGCCGUUGUAAAAGAACCAUCCGUUGAUCCGACGACACCACGAAAACGGAAAACUCGUCACAGCAAUAAUCCUCCAGUAGAACAUCAUGUUGGCUGGAUUAUGGAUGUUCGAGAACAUCAUCCCCCAUCAUCGAGAACACAUUCUGUAGGGAGUAGUGCAGGGACGAGUCCUAACGAAGGCUACCUUGCAAGUAGUUAUGGAAGUGUUGUUACUAUAGGCGAGCAUCCGAGUCACGCUUUGUUGAAAGAUAACGGAUUUACUCAACAAGCGUAUCACAAAUAUCAUUCGCGCUGUCUGAAAGAGCGCAAACGAUUAGGUAUCGGACAAUCACAAGAAAUGAACACUUUGUUCCGUUUCUGGUCAUUCUUUUUGCGAGAUAAUUUCAAUCGUACUAUGUAUGAGGAAUUCAGGACUAUAGCCAAAGAGGAUGCCGAGGCAGGAUACCGAUAUGGAGUGGAAUGUCUUUUUAGAUUUUAUAGCUAUGGCUUGGAAAAGAAGUUUAGAGAUGUAUUGUAUAAAGAUUUCGAAAUAGAAACGAUAUACGAUUGCCAAAAAGGACAAUUGUAUGGAUUGGAGAAAUUCUGGGCAUUUUUGAAGUAUUAUAAGAACUCUAAUCAUCUUUGUGUAGAUCCUAAAUUGAAAGAACAUUUAUCCAAAUUCCAAAGUAUCGAAGAUUUCAGAGUAGUGAAACCCCAAAUAUAUGAAAUGCUCCAAGCUGCAAGAUUACGCCACAGAAGUGUUUCCGAAAGCGCUAGAGAAGAUACUUUGACGGACGAAUGCAGCAUCAACACACUGCCAAAUGAAACGAAAUCUGAUAGCCACAUGCAAAAAUUGUAUUUAGACGGUACAAGUUCAUCAUUAUCAUCGCAGUUCCGAAGGAGAGCCGGUUCUUAUGGCUCUAGUAGGCUGUGUAAUCCCCGACGACGAAAUAAUUCCGCAUCGUUGAGCGAUCAUCGAGAUUUCAACAAACAGCAGCCUCAAAGCAGACAGAAUUCUGGUUCCUUCACGAAGCCUCACGAGGCGAGCAAAUUAUUAUAAGUCACUGCCAAAGAACGAAUUUAACUUUUAUCUUCGAAUCUGAAGCAAAAAAAAAAGUCCGUCACGAUCAAGACGGAAAAUUUAUCUGUCUUAAAAGUUAUCGUGCACCGUUCGAGGGCAAUCAUCUGAUACAUUUGACAUAGGCGGUGCGAUACAUCUUGUGUAAAUGUAAAAAUAUCUUCCAUACGAAACGAUAGUUACGCAUCGUCAUCUUGUUAUAUUAUGCAUCAUUUGAUGCAAGAAAAAAAUUAUGUACAGUUAUUACUAUACCCUCGCGACUGACAUAUCGAUUGAAAUUGUACUAACAAUCGCUCGUCGCGUUUGCUUAGCCAUCGCUCUUUCUUUUCCAAUAUAUGUAAAUAUAAAAAGAGUAAAAAAUGGAUAAAUCUCGCGUAUAAUUUCAAUAAAGAUUAUACAAGUGAUUUUCUUAACAAUGAAUAAUACGUUGAUGUAAUGAUGUAUACUUUUGUUUAUAUAUUUAAAAAAAUAUUUGAUCUUUUAAAAUGAAACUCCAUAUAACAAACAAGUCCUUUUGACAUCGAGAAUGACGUCAUUUUAUUUUGAUUUAAUGACAUUUAUUUGUUACUUGGAACUUUCCAUUACAAGACAACAUAAUCCAAAACUGAUUUUAUAAAAUUUUAUUUUCGAUAUCUUGUCUUGUAACAAUUGGAUUAAAUUUUGCUGAUUUUAUAUUAAAUUAUAAUGUUUCGAGAUUUUCUGAAGAGAGAGAGGGAGAGGAUAUUUAAACGCUAAUGAUAAUAAGUUAAAAUGCGAGUGUAGUAUUUUUAAGUUUUAUUAAUGUAUUCUGACACAGUGCGACUAAGCAACGUUAAUUUAUUAGUCGCUAUUGCAAAAAAAGUGUAAUUUUCAUUUCUAAGAGAUCAUAUAGUUUUAAUUAAAAAAAUAAAAAAUAUACUUAUUGAUUAUUAUAGGUUUAUUAUUAGACUUCUCCGUAUUUUCACGUUGCUUCCACGAAUACAUAAUAUAAUGAUGAAAGCUCACAACGAUUUUCAAAACAGUAACAAUCGAAAGUCUGUUUGAGAACGAUCUCGAUUCAUGAGCAACACGAAUUGACGUAAUCAAUAUUAUCUCGUUUUGUUUUGUUAAUAUAUUGCAUUUAUUAAUAUUAUGUAGGUAUGAUAAAAUUCACAUUAAAAUACACACAUUAAUAUGUUUCCUUUGUUACUAAGAACGAUCAAGAAUAAACUUUGUUCUUAUAAUACGAGGAUGAGAACGAUCAAAAUAUUCUGAGAAAAAAAGAAAGAAUGAUCGUACAAACGACCUGCAAUUGUUACCACAAAUAAUUUCCGAUCAAUCUACCAGUCGCGACAGAUAACUAUUUCAGUAGCGACAGAAAAAAACAGUCAAAGAAAAAAUAUAUGAUUAUAUUGUAUAUAUUCUCAUAACUCGAUUUUAGUGAUUUAGAUUUAUCUAUAGCUUUUAAGUAAGUGACACAUAAUAAUAGGAUUUGAUACUUUAAGUUUAACAUGUUAAUAAACUAGAUAUAAUCGGCUUAUACAUAUAAAGGGUUGUUCCUCGUGUCGUGCUUUGAAAAUCAUUGAAUAUGAGAAGAUAUAUAUAUAUAUAUAUAUAUAUAUAUAUAUAUAUAUAUAUAUAUACAUGUAUAUUCUGAAAAGAGAAACGCGUUAACGUUGAGAAAAUUUACAAUUGCUCGAUUUCAAUUUUUCUUACUAGAAAUGCUUGCUGUUUUGUAUCUCACGUACAUUAUAUUAUCGUUCAACGUUGUUUUCUUUGCAGAAAAAAAAGAAAAAUUAAAAUGUAACAUAAUGUACAUAAUUUUUAUCCGAAGUUGAUAUUAAAUAGAGCCGCGCCACGAGAUCGUCCACAUGUAAAAAAAUUAUAUAUUAUACAAUAUAUAUACAUAUAAAUUCUUACAUUGUUACUCUUAUAUAUUGCUAAUAAAUCUUAAUUUUACACUUAAAGCUUAUGCUAUAAAAAGGGUAAGGUAUUGGUUGCUAUCUUUACCAUUUAAAAAAUGUAUAAAAUAUUUCAUAUAAAGAAUAUACACUAUUAGGGAUUGAAAUACUGAGAAAAGUAUGAUUAUGUUUACAUAUGUAAUAUGAAAAUAUGGUGUCCUUUGAAGAGGGACUGCAAACAAUAAAUAUCGAGUCAUUGAUUAA